Molecule: messenger RNA, 735 nt
Organism: Nematocida homosporus
Lineage: Eukaryota; Fungi; Microsporidia
Exons: 1
Coding region: 1-735 (244 amino acids)
Source: RefSeq, a predicted model, not a curated record
AUGCGGGAUAGGACUAAGGAGUACUUGGCAGGGUAUGGAAUGGCUCGGCAGAUGGAGUAUAGGCGGCGGCAGGAGGUUUUAGAGCGGUUGGUGACUUACCAGGGUCAGAAUGGCCGGGUGGGUGAGUUGGGGUAUGGAGUGGGAGAAUUACUUUAUGUGACUCUAGCUAACUACUGGGAAGUAAGAGUAUGUACGUAUCAGUAUAGUAUUGGGUGUAUGGAAUGUAGGCGGGAAGUGUAUGUAUGUGGGGUGAAUUGUAAGACGUGUGGGAAAUGGGUGUGUACGCAGUGUAUAGGACCGGUAGAGGGAGUGGCAUUAUGUCGGGGGUGUAGUGAGUUAGUACGGGUGCGGAUGGAAGUGAGUGGUGGUCGGGAGUGGAUAGGUCGGAAUGUCCAGGUACAGUAUGCAAUGUUACAGGAGUGUGUGCAGAGACCGAGUCAGGAGCGGUUGCAAGAACUGGUCCGGGAAGUACAGGUACUGGAGAAGGACUUAGUGGGUUCGGGUGUAGAUGUGAUUAUUCGGCGGAAUAUUAUUGUACGGAUGAAACAAGUUCUUUGUGAUUGGUACUUGGUGCGGGCACAGGAAGAGAAGUGUGCGGCAUUGAUUGAGCAGUUGGAGUACUUGCGAGUACUGAAGGAGAGUAAUCCACAACUGACUGAAGUACUUGAUCGGUCGAUUGAAGAAGUUCUUCUGGAGAUUGCCAGUAAUAAUCAUGUAUCUGGGUCUAAUGCCUAG